AACUUUGUCAUUAGUUCCGCGCGGUAUUCCCUGCAGGGAUGUUGUCACUUUCGAUUGUGCUGGUUCUGAUCUGGUCGUUGACGGCGAUGGCAAGGGCUGGCAGUCCUUUCCACGUGGCCGAAGAGGACGCCAAGUUGUUGGUGCCACAGCUUGUACGCAAGUACGGAUAUCCGGUGGAGAAGCACCAGGUUCGCACCGAGGAUGGUUACCUGCUGGGGAUGUUCCGGAUUCCAGGUGGUCGCAAUGGGACUGUUCCGGGCAGGAGGCCAAUCCUGAUGAUGCACUCGUGGUUCAGCAGUUGCGCCGAUUGGGUCGUCAUUGGACCUGGGAAUGCCCUCGGAUAUCUGUUGGCCGAUCGAGGGUACGACAUCUGGAUGGGGAAUGUGCGCGGGAAUCGGUACUCGCGACGGCACGAACGACUUCGCGUCAAGUCACGCGCGUUCUGGGAUUUUAGUCUGGACGAGAUCGGAUACUAUGACGUACCAGCGAUGAUCGACUACGUCCUGAAUCGGACCAACGCUCGAAAGUUACACUACGUUGGAUUUUCCCAAGGAACGACCGUUGGAUUGAUAGCGUUGACUUCGCGUCCGCAGUACAACGAGAAGAUCGUCCAACUACAGGAAUUAUCCCCAGCGAUCUACGUCUACCGAAAUCCUAGCGUCAUCAUGCGAACUCUAGCCUUUAUGGCCAAAUCGCUAGCCGAAGGAUACACCCUAUUUGGUUCAUUUGAGCUCAUGAGCCAUUGGACGGGACAGUACGAGUUCUACCGGAUGUUGUGUCCAUCACCUAAGCAACUCAUCUGUCGGAUGCUGAUCUACGAAGUGUCCGGCGAAAAUGCCAAACAACUGGAUGCGAAAAUGCUCCGCAUCUUCCUCGGUCACGCCCCAGCGGGUUCCAGCGUGAAACAGUUCCUGCACUACGCCCAGCUGAUCAACGACGGCGUCUUUCGGCGGUACGACUACGAAGACGAUCGCGACAAUGUGGCCGCGUACGGAAGCAAACAGGUGCCGCGGUACAAUUUGUCGCACGUGACGGCCCCGGUCAGGACGUACUACGGCCGGAACGAUCACGUGGUCAACUUUCGGAACGUGAAGCGGCUCGAGCGGGAGUUGCCGAACGUGGUGAGCAGCUAUCUGGUGCCGGAUGAGCGGUUUGGGCACGCGGAUUUCAUACUGAACAAAAACGUUAAGAAGGUGGUUUACGACGAGGUGAUACGGAAUGUGGAGAAGGCUGAGCGGGAAAUUGGUUAGGGAAAUGGUUGAAAUGAUUCUUUGUUGUAACCGACAAUAUAUGUGUAUCUCCUCAAAUUAUUAUAACAGUAAACUAC
Molecule: messenger RNA, 1327 nt
Organism: Culex pipiens pallens (northern house mosquito)
Lineage: Eukaryota; Metazoa; Arthropoda; Insecta; Diptera; Culicidae
Product: lipase 3-like
Exons: 2
Coding region: 39-1250 (403 amino acids)
Biological process (GO): lipid metabolic process
Molecular function (GO): hydrolase activity, acting on ester bonds
Source: RefSeq, a predicted model, not a curated record